Molecule: messenger RNA, 2371 nt
Organism: Leptopilina heterotoma
Lineage: Eukaryota; Metazoa; Arthropoda; Insecta; Hymenoptera; Figitidae
Product: nose resistant to fluoxetine protein 6-like
Exons: 14
Coding region: 146-2275 (709 amino acids)
Molecular function (GO): acyltransferase activity, transferring groups other than amino-acyl groups
Source: RefSeq, a predicted model, not a curated record
UGGGGCUGUUAGGAAUAGUUUACUCUGAAAUUCUAAUACGAAUUUCUUACAGUUCAGUUUCUAUCACCACACUGUACGGAGGAACGCGGUUUCAAAUGAUUGUGUCAAUUUGUGAGAUAGAUUAACAAAAAAAAAAUAAAUAAAAAUGAUUGGAAAGACAAUUUUACCAUCGUUGGUGAUAGCAUUAGUUUUCUCACUAACGAGAGGAUAUGAUAUCGACGACAACGACAGAAACAAGGAAAUUAUGAGUCGAACUUUACCGGCUUAUGCAUUUGCUGAGAAUGCUAAUUUAUUGAAUGGUUCUGGUUGUGAGAAGGAUUUAAUCGAGUUUCGAGAAGCUAUCGACAACCGGAAACUGUGGAGUUUGAGAAUGUUAGAUUCAAGUGGAGAACCAAGACCAGGAUUUAUCUAUGGAAAUAAUUAUUGGCUGGGAAUUCGAAGUCAGUGUUAUGAUUCUACAAAUAAAUCGCCAAUGAUUCUUAGUGAAAGAAUAAAAUUGAAUAAUUCACUCUUUCGAAAUGUAAAAGAGGAAUUUCCACCAUUUGACGUUCAUUAUUUUGUCGCAUAUUUCACGCACAAUAGUACAUUACAAUAUCAUGUGACUCUACCAAAUGAGAAUAUAAUCACUCUUGGUCUUUGUUUGCCGGCCACUUGCACCAUGGGAGAAAUUGGAUUGAUUCUCAAUAAGACAUUUCAGGAACGAACUCUCUUGAUUGGUGACCUGUACAAAGCAGAUUUUAAAUUAGUCGAAAUUAAAGAUUUAACGGAAGAUAAAUUAUUGAUGAGUGCUAGAAGAAUUUUUAUUUUAAUUGUUUUCUCAUUUAUGUUAUUGUUAAUGCUAAUGGGAACAAUUUAUGAUGUUCUCGUACAUCAAAGGUACUUGAAAAUAGGAAAGAAGUUUGUUUGUUUCGAAAAUAAUAUCGCCAAUAAUAAUGAAUCGAAGGAAACGAGCAAAUGUUUAGAAUCAAUUACAAUGGAAAAACAUUGUCAGAGUAUUUGGGAAAAAGUACUUUUGUGCUUUUCAAUUUACACGAAUACGAAAAUUAUUUUCACAACUAAAUUAAAUUCCGACUCGAUACCAAUAGUUCAUGGAUUAAGAUUUUUGGGAAUGGCGUGGAUAAUUAUGAUUCAUACCAUUUUCUACAUGAGCGAUUACGCUGACAAUAAACCAUGGUCUUGGCGAGUGUCCGAAGGUUUUACCGUUCAAAUAAUUUCAAAUUCAACAUUGUCAGUUGACACAUUUUUUUUUCUCAGUGGUUUUCUAGUCGCCUAUUUAUAUUUAAACGAAAAGAGGAAAAAAAUCGAUAAACAACCAAUUAAUUACAGUAGAAAAAUAAGUGAAUUUUUCGGAGCUGUCCUCAAGAGGUUCCUCAGAUUGACACCAGCGUAUAUGAUGGUUGUCGGAAUUGUUGAAGUAAAUUCAGCUUGGUACGGUGAGGUUUCACAAUUUUACAUGUCUGAACGGCCACAAGAUGUUUGUGCAAAAUAUUGGUGGCGAAAUAUUCUUUACAUCAAUAAUCUUUUUGGUAGAGAUAAAAUGUGUAUGUCUUGGAGUUGGUAUUUAUCGAACGACAUGCAAUUUUUCAUAAUUGGAACGUUCCUUCUAAUUUUGUCUUCCGUAUGCUUUUGUGUAGCUUCAACUCUACUAAUUUUAAUAAUGAUAGGAUCGAUUGGUAUAACCGGUUAUAUUUCAUAUAUCUACGGAUACGUCCCUACAAUGGAUGCGCAAUAUCACAUGCUCGAUGUAUUGUACGAUCCACCAUGGACCAGAAUAGGACCAUAUGUCGUGGGAAUGAUCACUGCGUAUAUUUUGAUAAGGCUGAAUAAUAAAUUACCUUUAAAAACAAGAACUGUUGUAAUUUGUUGGCUACUGGGAAGUUCUUGUAAUAUUUUUGUACUUUUUGGAAUUUGGAAGAGGUACAUUUCCAUAUUCUCGGCAGCAUUUUACGUUGGAUUCAGUAGAACAAUUUGGGCCGUUGGUCUUUCCUGGUUGCUCAUUGCUUGUUGCACACGUCAUGGAGGAAUUGUCAACAAAAUUCUCUCCUUUAGAGGAUGGAUUCCAUUAAGUAGACUCACAUAUUGUGCUUAUUUAUUAAAUCCAUUUAUAAUUAAUUCCAUCUUCCUUCAUAGUGAAACUUCUCAACAUGUGGAUUUUAUAAGUAAUUGUACGACAUUUCUGGGAGUGUUUGGAGUGACUUAUUUGUGUUCAUAUGUGCUCACGCUAAUGCUUGAGACUCCGAACAUUUUGCUCAUGCGAUUACUAGUAAAACGCUAGGGAGAUAAAUAGCUUUAUUAUUUUUUUUUCUUUAAGAAAUGUAAAGAAAGAAUAAUUUGUAAAUAGUAUUGAAUAAAUAGUUAAUUCUUCUUAUAA